UUUUUCUUUCUUUCCGUCUUUCCCAAAGCCCAGAGCCAAGCGCAAUCCACCCAGGUCUCGACCGUUCCGCAGCAUGGAGCCAGAGCAGAGUAGCCCCGUGCAGGAGCCCAUUCCGGUCCAGACUGCUCCCGCAGCCCCAAAUGAAAUCCAUCACCACCACAAUCGCUAUGUUAUCCUGAAGCCCAGUCGCCAUGCCCGGCGGCCAGUCUUGCGUCGCAGGACCAGUGCCCAGCCGGCGGCUGCAUCGCACACUGAGGCAUCGCGGGUGUCCGUUGAGAGCAGCCCGUCUCUCCACGAACUCUCGAUCCGGGAGCUGGAUCUGGACAGUCUUGACGGUCCUGUCCGUGCAGAGUCCUCCGACCCUGUUCGUGCAGAGUCUCCUGGCCAUGUUCGUGCAGAGUCUCCUGAAUCCAUUUCGCAGCGGCUCGACCGAGGGCCUUCAGAGGCUUUGCGGAGCCAGCGCCGGCUGACGACCCACAAGUCCACCAACAACAGCCAUAUCAUCGUUGGACUGGAUGUGGACCCCGACCGGGCCGAAAAACAAGACUUUAUCGUUCGUCUGGGCAAGGCAUUCUACCGAUAUGGCGCAACAAGCUUCCGCACCGAGCUCCAUCUUCGGUACAUCUCAAAGGCCCUAGAGAUCCCCGGCGGGUUUGCUGCCCUUCCAGGCUUGAUCCUGACGUCCUUCGGAAGCCCGCACAUCACCACGUUGUCCAGCGAAACCUACCUCAACUUUGCGCCUCAGGGAUAUGACCUUGGCAAACUGGUCGCCGUCACCAAGCUGGGUGAAGAGAUCUGCAACAAAGUCAGCGACAUCAGUUCGCGUGUGGUCGAAGGCCUAGAUGAUGGCGAUCUGGACUUUCCACCCCGACAUUCCGUCAAGCAAAUCUUCCGCAACGCCAUCCAGGAACUCGAUCUGAUCAUGGAAAACCCUGGUCCGUGGGAUCGGAACUGGCUGCAGGCCUUGGCCUUUGCCCUGGGUGGUGGAAGUGUCGUCACGCUCGCCUUCAAGGGCACCUGGGUCGAUGCCAUAGCAAGCUUCAUCUUUGGCUGGAUCGUGGGCUUCAUCAGCAUUUACGGCCCCCACUUCUUCCCCAACUACUCGCACCUGACAGACCUUGUCUCCUCCUUGAUCGUCACCAUCCUGAUCCGCAUCGUCCAGACGCUGAUUCCGUCAAUGUGCUUCAGCUUCGUGCCGAUUUUUCUGUCGUCGCUUAUUGUGCUGCUCCCAGGGCUGCCCUUCACCGUCGCUAUUCUGGAACUUGCCUCCAAGAGUCUGCUCUCCGGGACGGUGCGCCUGGUUUAUUCGCUCCUGACGGCUCUGCUGAUGGCCGCUGGCGUCGUCAUGGGCUCUGCAAUCCCGGGACUGGCCAACUUUUUCCAGUCCCAGAGCCUUGGCUCCUCCAUGCCGAGCGGCCAGCAAUGCAUUGUUCCGCCGGCACCCACGAGCCUUCUGUGGUCGAUACUGAUGCUGCCAAUUGCGACGCUGUCGAUCAACAUCUCGUUCAAGUCGGCCUUGCGCGACUGGCCCAUCAUGUUCUUUGUCACUUCGUGCGGAUUCGGGACGUACAUCCUUACAAGCACCGUCCUAGGCGUGCCCAACGCACCGUCGACUGCGAUUGCGGCAUUUGUUAUCGGCACGCUUGGCAAUCUCUACGGCCGACUGGGUUGGGGCCUCGCUGCCGUCCCGAUCACCACGGCCAUCCUCGUCCUGGUUCCUGGCUCGGUAGGCGUCCGUGGCAGCCUGGAUCUGAUGCUGGCCUCCGAUCUGGGCAGUGGCACUGCUGUCCUCAACAUGUUCCUAGUGUCGGUCUGGCUCAACAUCGGCCUGUUCUUCUCGACACUCCUGGUCUUUCCGACGACCAAGACAGACUUUGUCGACCGGGGCGAAUUGUUUCGAGGGUUUUAGACCGAUACUGGCUUACGGCAUGUCCUUGGCAGCGUCCACAAACCGAACCAGUGACUUUUGUUUGAUGUCUAUGUCCAACCUCACCAAGUUCUGAGUAUAUACAUGUCCAUAGUGUAUCUAACAGCAGCA
Messenger RNA from Polychytrium aggregatum, 2038 nucleotides. RefSeq lists its product as uncharacterized. Gene Ontology annotation, biological process: transmembrane transport. NCBI's taxonomy places the organism in Eukaryota, Fungi, Chytridiomycota, Chytridiomycetes, Polychytriales. The transcript has 3 exons. Gene Ontology annotation, molecular function: transmembrane transporter activity. The record is from RefSeq and is a predicted model, not a curated record. The coding region runs from base 74 to 1909 and encodes 611 amino acids.